GUUUAUAUAUGAGUUUUUGGUGAAGCUAAGGAUUUGUGAGUUGCACACUAAUACAAAUUCAAAAGUAACGGCCGAUAUACUUUUAAAAUUCUCCAACCUUCAUAAAAUACGUGCAGAACUUAACGAAAAUGAAAUAUAAAAAGCAACCUCUAUAGUUUUUCUUAAUUCCUUGCAGUGCUCAGCCGGUUUCACACCAUCUGAGGCCUCGGAUUACGGCCAAAUCUACACCAUUUACACCAUUUUGCUUGCAGAUCUAUUCCAGGAACUGUCUACAAUGGUCACAUGGGGCCAUAUAUACUGCAAUAAACCUAAUUUGGUGCUCUCCGUGUUCUGCUGCAUUGUCAACGAGGUUUUGCUCUGCAUGAACCGAAUGAUUCAGGUGAAGAAAUACAAAUUCCAGAUUGACUCCCAUGAUGUUGCAUCCACUAACUCCAAGACCAACAGCUCCAACACGAAAUUUCACUAAUGGAGCUAGGCAUUAGGUUUCCAACAAACUUAAUUCCUUGCUCUGGGGCUCAACCUCAUCCGCCUCAUUCAGAAAAGGGUGUAUAGGAAGUAAAGAAGAGAGCCAUGGCUUCUAGACAAAGAGCAAUGCUUAAGAAGUUGCUUCCAAUGAUUAAAGGACAAUCCAUGAGUGAUGAAGCAAAAGAAGCAUUGAGGAGAAGUCUUCCUAAUCAUAAAUGUAUUAUGGGACGGGCUAAGAGAGGAAUUUUUGCUGGUCGCCACAUCCAAUUUGGCAAUCAAAUCAGUGAAGAUGGUGGAAACAAGACAAAGCGAACAUGGAAGCCCAAUGUGCAGAAUAAGCGACUUUUCAGCUUGAUUUUGGAUCAGUUUAUUAGAGUUAAAGUUACAACACAUGCAAUUCGGUGUAUUGAUAAAGCUGGUGGCAUUGAUGAAUAUCUACUAAAGACACCUACCAGGAAGCUUGAUAAUGAACUGUCUCUUCUUUGGAAGGCCAAGAUUGAACAAAAAUAUAAAGAACUUAGAAACAAGGAGGUUGGUUUCUUUGCACCAAAAGAAGAGAAGGAACUUGAAGCGGCCUUUGAAAAUCUUGAAAUUGCCAAAGAAGAAUGGAGAGCUCGCCGUAAAGCAGGUGCAGGAAUCCAUGGGGGUGCCAAGGGUGGCAACCAACAGGCCAAGUUAGAAGGCAAACUAUAACAUAAUCUGAGUGAUUGGAAUUUUAGAUGAGAGGUAAGAGUGUCCAAUAUUCCCAGUCAGUGCAAAGCUGCUCAAUAGUAAAUUCACAUAUAUAAAGUAUUCUUCUUAGAAGCAAGCUGCAUUUAUUAUUUGAGCUGGAAAGGUACCUGGACCUGCAUUUGAAAACAUUUCUUCUUCAAUGUGGAGAAGGUUAAUAACUUCCAAGAUCUACACAAUUGAGAAAAUUCAUCUGCCAUCUAUUACAUACUGUUUUUCUGCUUUGCAGUAGAUAAAUAGGGGAACAUGACAACUAAAAGUUUGACAGAAAAUGAAUGUGUAAAAUUUUCUGUUCCUUAAUUUUAGCUGUCCAUAGAGUCAUCUUAUCUUUCAGAGAUUAAUUUCUAUGUCACUUCAUUGUGGUCAAACUUCCGAAUAAAUAUUUUCUAUCUGAAUGGCAUAAUAUUUUGACAGUUGAAGGCUCUAGAAGCCUA
This is a messenger RNA of Cryptomeria japonica (Japanese cedar), 1628 nucleotides long. Its product is annotated as large ribosomal subunit protein bL28m. Gene Ontology annotation, cellular component: mitochondrial large ribosomal subunit. NCBI's taxonomy places the organism in Eukaryota, Viridiplantae, Streptophyta, Pinopsida, Cupressales, Cupressaceae. The transcript is spliced from 4 exons. The record is from RefSeq and is a predicted model, not a curated record. Gene Ontology annotation, molecular function: structural constituent of ribosome. The coding region runs from base 571 to 1158 and encodes 195 amino acids.